UUGGCCGAAACACAGACAAAAAUUUCAAUUUUUCUCAUAAAACUUCCAAAACGAUUUCAAGACUCAAGAGUCCCCGAAAUUAACCGAGAUUGCAAUUGGAAGUUUUUUUAAAUUUACAAAAAAUGGCGCUUCGUAUUUCGACUGUGGGCAUUAAGAGGAAUGCUCUUCUGGCAGUGGCCCCAACAAGGAUAUUAAGCAUGCCAGUACGCCGCACUCUAAUGGAAAGAAAGAAUCUGCAGCCGUUUUUCACAAAGCCAAGCAUUGUGUUCUCAAGGACGGCGCUCGCACAUCAUUGGGGGGCAGUUCCAGUUGUUGCCAUCACAUUGGUUGGAUUUACCCUGGAAGUACUGACCUGGAUUCGCCUUGCCGUCACCCGGGAUGAUGUGUGGUGGACCAAGAACUCGGGCAACUGCAUGUUUGUGGAGACCCGUAAGGGCUAUGCCGCGCCCAACCGCAAGUUCUUGACAUACAAUCAGAAAUAUGAGACUCCACCUGGACUGAUUGAGGCCCUGCAGGGCAAUACGAAUGGUCCUUCGGAUGACGCGAAGGCAGGCAAAGGUAGUGGCGGGGGCAUUAGUGGCAAGAAGAUCGCAACCCAUGUCGCUCUUACCAGUGUUGCCCUCGGCGCGGCCGCUGCCGGUGCCGUAUAUGCGGGAGUUAUUUAAAAAGGGGUUAUAGAUGGUUGCAAGGCAGCGCUGAUAAGAAUUCUCGCACUAAUCCAUCAUACCCAACCCCACAGAAGAUGA
This is a messenger RNA of Drosophila guanche, 746 nucleotides long. RefSeq lists its product as uncharacterized. Lineage: Eukaryota; Metazoa; Arthropoda; Insecta; Diptera; Drosophilidae. Bases 123 to 665 code for a protein of 180 amino acids. The record is from RefSeq and is a predicted model, not a curated record. The transcript is spliced from 6 exons.